AUGUCUUCACAACUCUCUAGAAAGACCCCUAGCACUAGAUCCUCCUCUGGCGCUGGGAAGGCCCCCGUCAAGAAGAACCUUACUCAAGAACUCAGGGAUCAGAGAAUGAAAGACGACAGCGACAGUGACGACGACAAUACGCUCAAGGAACAGCUUGAACGAGCCAACCACGACAUCCAACAGAUGCAGGAAAUGUUCAACGCCAACGCCCGCGCUACUGAAGAACUUCAGGCCGCUAUGCGCCUGUCCAACCAGCGCACCCAGGAACUUGAACAGCAGAACUGCACUCUUUAA
This is a messenger RNA of Colletotrichum karsti, 294 nucleotides long. RefSeq lists its product as uncharacterized. The record is from RefSeq and is a predicted model, not a curated record. The transcript has a single exon. NCBI's taxonomy places the organism in Eukaryota, Fungi, Ascomycota, Sordariomycetes, Glomerellales, Glomerellaceae. The coding region runs from base 1 to 294 and encodes 97 amino acids.